AGCCCCAUCCUACCCAAGGACUUCAAUGCGAACCAACCCAAGACCAUUCGCCUUUACCCUCUCAGCAACUACACAUUUGGCACCAAAGAUGGUCAGCCAGAAGAAGAUCCGUCAGUUUUGGCGCGUCUAAAGCGGUUGGAGGAACACUACCAAGAACAUGGGAUGCGCCGGACGUGUGAGGGCAUCCUGGUCUGCCAUGAGCACAACCACCCUCACAUUCUCAUGUUGCAGAUUGCGAAUGCUUUUUUCAAGCUUCCUGGUGACUACCUCCGUGCCGAAGACGACGAGAUCGAGGGCUUCAAGGCGAGGCUGAACGAGCGCCUUGCACCAGUUGGGACACAAUUCACAGGCGAGGGAGUCAAUGACGAGUGGCAAGUCGGCGACACACUCGCACAAUGGUGGCGGCCGAACUUCGAGACAUUCAUGUACCCAUUCAUCCCUGCACAUGUUACCAGACCGAAGGAGUGUAAGAAGCUCUACUUCAUCCAGCUUCCCCGCAGCAAAGUGCUCAGCGUCCCGAAGAACAUGAAGCUCCUGGCCGUCCCUCUAUUCGAACUAUACGACAACACAGCACGCUACGGACCACAGCUCUCAGCCAUCCCCCACUUGCUCUCGCGCUACAACUUCGAAUUUGUCGACGAAAACGGCAACGUAGCGGCAGUGACACCCGGCGUUGGACCACCAGACGGCUACGUACAAACGAAGGUCUUAGCAGGAGGGGAGGACGUCAAGAUGGACCAAAACGGAGACGGAGCAUCGAGCGAUAUCACACUAUCGUAG
Molecule: messenger RNA, 780 nt
Organism: Dothidotthia symphoricarpi CBS 119687
Lineage: Eukaryota; Fungi; Ascomycota; Dothideomycetes; Pleosporales; Dothidotthiaceae
Product: cleavage and polyadenylation specificity factor, 25 kDa subunit
Exons: 3
Cellular component (GO): mRNA cleavage factor complex
Molecular function (GO): mRNA binding
Source: RefSeq, a predicted model, not a curated record